AUGAACGGACCCUCGAGCCCCCGGCCUGCGCGGCCCAUGAGCAUUAAGGAAAUCACGAAUGCAGCCGAGGACUUCGAAUUUAGAACGACGAUUCCCUUCAAAUACUGGGCGCGCUCCGCAGACACGUUAUUUCAAGAGGCACCCAAGGCGACGUUUGCGCUGCAGGAUCGCGACAUCCGGAAAGCAUACCAGAUGCUAUGGCGCCACUCCGUCCUCGUCCUCAGUCAUCUCAAGACCCAUCCCGAUGCGAAGCUUCCCGAGAACAAGGCGCUCACGAAGCCGCUCUUCAAACGGCAGCAGGAGGAGGUGUUUGGCCUGCUUGAGAGCCUCAAGCCGCAGAUUGACCGCGACUACGAUGAGUGGCAGCAGAUGAAUGCAUCCCAGAAGAAGGCCGAACCCGAGAAGAGGCCCUCGAGCUACGACGAGUUUGCCGCACGAGACCCGACGCUGAGCGGAAAUGCGAAGAUUCUCGAUGCCGCCGAUAACCAAGAAUUGGCCGUAUCCCUGGCGCAAAGGGACUUCAAGAGAAGAGAUGCUGCGAGAAAGGCCACCAGGCAGGCUGGCGUCAGCGAGGAGGAAGAGCAAGAACGCAGAAAGGGCGGCCGCUGGGAAGACUGGGAACAGUUUGGCAACCCGGCCGCGGCCGUAGCCACAGACGAGGACGAGAUUCGCAGACAGAUUGAGGCGACAAGGAGACGACUCGAUGGUACCGAUGGAGGUCGCCAGGAGGAUACCAGAACAUCAAGGGCACCCAUACCACCGCCAAGGCCACCACCGCCCAGCUACUCAUACCAUUACCCGUCUAUCUCGAGACCGAGGGCGGUCGAGUGGGACUCUGCGCCGUUGGAGCCCAAGCGAACCUUCACUCCCUCAUUACCACAGCCUCCCAAGCCGCCAAAGGAGGACUUCACGAUACUGCGCCAAGAGCUCGAUGCCGCGCCCCCGUCACGUCCUGGCAAGGAACCUCUCCUAUCAUACAUCCCGCCGCCUACCCCUGAUUCGGUACAUAGGGACGUACCUGAACUUCCCGCAAAGGAGGAGAUUAUGCCGCCGCCGUCAGCAAAGGAGCGUCUUACUUUCCGUCCAGCAGCGUACCUGGAGAAUGGCGAUCCGAUCCGCCCGGUCUUCCUGCCCACCCAGCUCCGGGAGGCUUUCCUGAACAUUGCGGCGGACAACACCCGAAAGGGCCUCGAGAUGUGUGGCAUCUUGUGUGGCCGGCCUGUUAACAACGCGCUCUUUAUCAACUGCCUCCUCAUUCCUCAGCAAAAGAGCACGCCAGACACCUGCGAGACGGAGAACGAGUCGGCCAUGCUGGACUACUGUAUCAACGAGGACCUGCUGAUGGUCGGCUGGAUCCACACGCACCCCACGCAGACGUGCUUCAUGAGUUCGAGAGACCUGCAUACCCAGGCGGGAUACCAGGUCAUGAUGCCGGAGAGUAUCGCCAUCGUGUGCUCUCCGAGACACCAGCCAUCAUAUGGCAUCUUCCGCCUCACCAACCCACCUGGUCUCACUCAUAUCCUCCAGUGCACCCAGACCCAGACUUUCCACCAGCACUCCAUCGACGACCUGUACACGACUGCUAGUAACCCGCCGGGUCACGUCUACCAUUCCGACAAGCUCGACUUUUAUGUGAAGGACCUGCGGCCGAACCGGUAG
Messenger RNA from Colletotrichum chrysophilum, 1659 nucleotides. RefSeq lists its product as uncharacterized. The transcript is spliced from 3 exons. NCBI's taxonomy places the organism in Eukaryota, Fungi, Ascomycota, Sordariomycetes, Glomerellales, Glomerellaceae. Gene Ontology annotation, cellular component: endosome; membrane. Gene Ontology annotation, molecular function: protein binding; K63-linked deubiquitinase activity; metal-dependent deubiquitinase activity. Bases 1 to 1659 code for a protein of 552 amino acids. Gene Ontology annotation, biological process: protein K63-linked deubiquitination. The record is from RefSeq and is a predicted model, not a curated record.